This is a messenger RNA of Armigeres subalbatus, 1463 nucleotides long. Its product is annotated as inhibin beta chain-like. Gene Ontology annotation, cellular component: extracellular region. The transcript has 4 exons. Gene Ontology annotation, molecular function: growth factor activity; cytokine activity. Bases 813 to 1451 code for a protein of 212 amino acids. NCBI's taxonomy places the organism in Eukaryota, Metazoa, Arthropoda, Insecta, Diptera, Culicidae. The record is from RefSeq and is a predicted model, not a curated record.
GUCAGACCUAUGUCUGGGGUUUUUUCCCUUCGAACUGCUGUGCACAAGAAGUUUCUUCCCAAUUCAAUCGGAAUAACUAAACUGGCUCCUAGUAGACAUUGUGGCGCCGAGUUACGCAUGAAGCACAAUCAAAAUCAAUAUGCGGCUACAGUUGCCAAAAGAAUAAUUCGAGGCACCCGCAGUUCUUUCUAGGCCUUCGAAGAGCACACACGCAGCAUCCAGAAGAAAUGGAUUUCGAAGAAAUUACUAUACACUCACACACCAAUUGAACUGUCAACUGACCCAGAAGAACCGAGUGACAACCGAUGGACCAGGAUUCCUCUCUGCGCUUACUUCUUAUCGACCACAACUAAAAGCAUAAGCAUAACCACCAACUUCUUUUCCAUAAAACUAUUAUUUAUCAUUUUAAAUCUAUCACCAAACAUGAAACGUAGCCAAAAUGAAUGAAGCCAAUAAUAAAACAAUUCGAGAGCAAAACCUUGCCAGCUUAUUACCGAAUGUUUCAACUCGAUACUAAUGUUUUGUAUUUUGUCUACCAACUGAAAUGACUGCACUGGCCCACGAAUGUAGGUGAAGCAGCCCCGGGACAUCAGUUUUUCGUUUUCCCGUCGCUGAACUCCUUACCAUCGACAACGCACGGCAUACGCAUCUACAACGCCACACUUUGGAUACGGUUGGAGCUGAAGGUGAAACACGUGGACAACUAUUACGCCUCGUAUGGCAACAAGAAUCUCAUCCUGUGGGUGUUCCGGUUGAUAAGUGGGUCCAAGAAUGUGCUUAACGACGAAGAGGAAUUCACCAAACACACAGCCAUGGUGGCCAAACACACAAUUUCGGUGGAAAAACUCGGAUGGCAGGAGAUAGACGUGACGAAUGCUGUUCGAGCCUGGCAUUCCGAGAAGACCAACGACAGCUUGCGGCUUUAUGUGGAUUGUUCGGGCUGUGGAAAUAAAAUAACCAUCCAUCUGUUCGACGACAACCAGAACAAGAUAAAAGAACCAUUCUUGAAGGCACAGAAAAUAAACCCGAAAAAGAAGCCGGAAAAUUUCAUCGACUAUAAUCGCCCUUACCUGUAUGUAAGCCUAGCGACGAACCACGUGAAGCGUUUGCGCAGACGAGCGCUCGACUGCACCGGAGCUCCGAACGAGCAGUGCUGCAAGCAGAAGUUCUACGUCGAUUUCAAGGCUCUGAAGUGGGACGACUGGAUCAUUCGACCUCACGGAUACUUUGCCAACUACUGCAAGGGGAGUUGUUUAUUGCCGGACAAGUUUUCGGCCGAGUAUCAGUAUGUUGUGGACGAAUAUCGUAGACAGGGCCAACUCACCGGAAUCCACCAAUGUUGCGCACCGACCAAGUACUCCCCAAUGUCUCUGAUUUUCUACGGACCAGACUCGCGAGUCAUCAAGCAGGACCUUUCGAAGAUGAUUGUAGAAGAAUGUGGUUGUCCAUAAUAAAGUUCAGUU